AAAAUUAGUGCAAUUGAUUUGACUUUUAUCCGGCUUUAUAAUGAACCGCAUAUUGGAAUGGGGUCCUUCAUUUCAGUUCUUCCGUAAACACAAGACGUUACGAGCUGCGACUCCGUUUUUUUUCUUUUUUAUCCAAAGCAAUUUACUCAUGUUUGUAUUUCUCAGCCCAUGUGCCGUUACCGUUUACUUGGUCCUUUUUGGAUCAACACGAGCAGAAAAUAAUUGUGGUUUGUCAAGGACAUGGCUGGAGACUCUAUCAGUAACAGUGGAUAUCAAGAAAAAUGGUUUUCACAGAGAGCUGGUCACCACAAUAGGCUUCAGUCCUGGUUCUCUAGAUGGCCUAGAGGCACUGUUGGUUUACAGACUACCCAGUGGGAUAUAUAUUGAUCCAUACCAACUUGCAUCUCUGAAAGAAGACACUGGUUUACAGGUACUUUUGAGUUCACCAGUUGACUUGGAGGCUCCAGCACACCUGUCAAAGAAAGUUACUAUUUUUGUAUAUCCUCUUCUGGACCAAGGAGGUUUCAGAGCAACAGUCCCAAUCCAUGGCCGGUAUCACAAGCCCUCUCUUGCAGGGAAGAGUUUUGAACUUGUAAAAAUUGAACAUCCAAAGUUAAUACUUAGGACUAAUACAUGUACACAUCUUUCUUUCCCUCCUUACAAAAUCUUUGAUGCACCCUGCUCUGUUCACAACUUAAGCACAUGCCAAUGGCUUGAGAUCCAACAUCUAGAGAAGCAGGAUCCUGUGAGUUUGGAGAUACCACUUGGUGAUGGGUCUCUGGUAGCACCUGUGUGUGCUGGAAAUUUGCUUGUCAUCCUGCUGUGCUGUAUCAUCCUUUCAAGAAGUAUUUGGAAGCAUGGUGUUUUUUAGACAAUGUAAGUCGGUAAUCUAUCAUACAGCAAUAAAAAAACAAUGGAAUCCUUAGGAAUUUUGAGAAACGCUUACCAAGAAAAACAUACAGGUGCGUUGUCGGUUCUGUUACCCACUUCGUUCCACUACCCAAAAAGUAGGACACUUGACUCUGGGUCUGCCAAAUGGCAAUCAUAAGUUUGGGCAGUGUGCACAUGGUGACAACAAAACCAAUACUAACUUUUAUAACCACCAAAGAACAGGUAAAGAAUACAAUGUUUUAUCAACUGUAACACCACAAAUAUACAUAUUUGGAAUUUGUUCUUGGUAUGGCUUUAUCAUGGUUUUUCUUUGUUUAGCAACCAACCCACCAUUAAAUAUAUUUUUUUGCUGAUGUAGUCCCACCUGCAUGCUUCCCUUCGAAUUGUUUCUUUUUAUAUACAUCGGUAAACACAAUGCUAUGAAAGAACAGUUGACAGACUCACAUUCCUCUCAAUUGCCUUCUCUUUCUUACACCCACACAGUGCAACAUUAAUUUGAAGUCUUGCACUUGUCUAUGUUUGUUGAAACUGAUGUUUCGGAUGUUUGUAUGGGUAAUGUCAAGUUGUCAUGUGUCUUUAAAAUGUCAAUAAAAUCAUAUAAACUAC
Molecule: messenger RNA, 1497 nt
Organism: Esox lucius (northern pike)
Lineage: Eukaryota; Metazoa; Chordata; Actinopteri; Esociformes; Esocidae
Gene: pigx
Product: phosphatidylinositol glycan anchor biosynthesis, class X
Exons: 6
Coding region: 41-871 (276 amino acids)
Biological process (GO): GPI anchor biosynthetic process
Cellular component (GO): endoplasmic reticulum membrane
Source: RefSeq, a predicted model, not a curated record